AUGAAGUCUUUCCUCGUCCUCCCCAUCAUUGCGGCAACCGCGAUUGCGACUAAGCAGGGGCCAGCUUCAGAGCCAAUCCUCGGUAUUGACACGAUCCACGGCUGUUACUCUUCCAUCGGCGAGCUUCAGCGGAAUGGGACCAGCCAAUUCAACACGGAAGGGCUGUGUUCUACAGCCUGCAUCCAGAAGGGUUCCAAUGUUGCUGCCACUCAGGGCGAGCUUUGCUACUGCGGUGAUAAAUACCCGCCAGCCAGCACACUUGUCGAUGACAGCAAGUGCACUGAGCCCUGCCCAGGCUUCGUGAGCGAGGCUUGCGGCGGUAUCAAGCAUUUCACUGUUUACAACACUGGUCUGAAGAUCAACGUUGGGAGUUCCUCGGACGCUUCAUCCAGCAACAAGACAUCAACGACUCUGCCAUCGUCUGCUCCCAAUGCUUCGGCCUCUGCAACCACUUCGUCGCCGCCAUCUUCUUCAUCAACCAUUGUCAGUACCAACGGCGCAGUUUCGCAACUCACGCUGGGCGGGCUCAACAUGGCUGUCUUGGGCAUGGUUGCUAUGUUCUUGAUGUGA
Messenger RNA from Neoarthrinium moseri, 570 nucleotides. RefSeq lists its product as uncharacterized. The coding region runs from base 1 to 570 and encodes 189 amino acids. The record is from RefSeq and is a predicted model, not a curated record. The transcript is spliced from 2 exons. NCBI's taxonomy places the organism in Eukaryota, Fungi, Ascomycota, Sordariomycetes, Amphisphaeriales, Apiosporaceae.